Colletotrichum aenigma is the source of this 663-nucleotide messenger RNA. RefSeq lists its product as uncharacterized. The record is from RefSeq and is a predicted model, not a curated record. The coding region runs from base 1 to 663 and encodes 220 amino acids. NCBI's taxonomy places the organism in Eukaryota, Fungi, Ascomycota, Sordariomycetes, Glomerellales, Glomerellaceae. Gene Ontology annotation, molecular function: nucleic acid binding. The transcript has a single exon.
AUGGAUGCGCACGCCCUGCUUUCGCGGCAAGGGUGGCGCGGCAAAGGGCACUCCCUCCACGCAACGGACGACGCAAUCGGCCUCGCGAAACCGCUCCUUCUCAAUCGCAAAGACAACACCAAGGGCCUAGGCCAAAAAGCGCAUUUUACGAGCGACACGUGGUGGAUGAAUGCGUUCGACGAGCAGCUCCAGGGCCUGGACACUUCGAAGAAGGGGCAGGUCACGCAGACCGUCACGCAGGGACGGCUGAACCAGAUCGAGAAGGUUUCUGGCGGGAAAUGGAUGCUGUACGCGAGCUUCGUCAGGGGCGGGUUCUUGGAUGGGACGAUCAAGGGUCCGGAGGAAGAGAGCGGCACGUCGACGCCGGAGAGCGAGGAGACGAGUGGCGAUAGCGAGGAUGGAGGCGUCAAGCUGUCGAGGGGCAAGGAGAGGGGCGAGACUAAGGAGGAGAAGAGGGCGAGGAAGGCUGCGAGGAGAGCGAGGAAAGAGGCGAGGGAGGCGAGGAGGAAGGAGCGGGCUUUGAAGAAGGCGAAGAAGUCUAAGGCGGUGGAAAAGGCCGAUAAGGGGAAGGCAAGGGAGGAGUCUAAGGAGGAGAGGAAGACAAGGAGAGAGGCGAAGAAGGCGAAGAGGGAAGCGAGGAAAGGAAAGACCGAGUCCGAGUGA